Molecule: messenger RNA, 1180 nt
Organism: Spodoptera frugiperda (fall armyworm)
Lineage: Eukaryota; Metazoa; Arthropoda; Insecta; Lepidoptera; Noctuidae
Gene: GSTd2
Product: glutathione S-transferase 1
Exons: 5
Coding region: 173-823 (216 amino acids)
Biological process (GO): glutathione metabolic process
Molecular function (GO): glutathione transferase activity
Source: RefSeq, a predicted model, not a curated record
UCCCAUUGGUUGGAGGGAGAUCUGGGUGUUUUGUCCUCGACAUGCGUCAUGCAUUCGAAGCUGCUAUAUAACAGUUGACCUCCCUCCUCUCGCAGUUAUUCACUCCCAUACUCCCGUACCGGCUGCACGCGCUGUGUUUCUUGUCAAAAUCAUAGUUUAAAAAAAAACCACAAUGCCCAUCGAUCUAUACUACGUGCCUGGCUCCGCUCCCUGCCGCGCCGUGCUCCUCACCGCCAAGGCCCUCAACCUGAACCUGAACCUUAAACUAGUGGAUCUGCACCAUGGAGAACACCUCAAGCCAGAAUAUAUCAAGCUCAACCCUCAACACACAGUGCCCACCCUGGUGGACGAUGGCUUCUCAAUCUGGGAGUCGCGCGCCAUCAUCACAUACUUGGUGAACAAAUACGGCAAGGGCAGCAGCCUGUACCCUGAGGAACCCAAAGCCAGGGCCCUGGUCGACCAGCGCCUGUACUUCGACAUCGGCACUCUGUACCAGAGAUUUGCUGAUUACUUCUACCCACAAGUGUUCGGUGGCGCCCCCGCUGACAAAGACAAGCUGGCCAAGAUCGAAGACGCUCUGCAGCUCCUGAACACAUUCCUCGAAGGACAGAAGUUCUGUGCUGGUCCCACCCUGACCCUCGCUGACCUCAGUCUCGUCGCCAGCGUGUCUAGCUUCGAAGCUUCCGAUGUAGACUUCAAGAAAUACCCUAACAUUAAGAGAUGGUAUGAAACAGUGAAGACCUCAGCGCCCGGCUACUUGGAGGCUAACGAGAAAGGCCUGGAUGCCUUCAAGGGUCUCGUCAACAGCAUGAUGAAGAAGUAACUGGAGUUUACACAAGAAGUUCACUCCAUUCCUUUAUGCAGAUGACAAUAAUGGACGAAGGUGCAAUAAGUGCUCAAUUGGAAAAUAAACUGGGCCCUUAUUGGGCCUUCGUUCAUCCAGAAAAAGAACACCAAAUUAAAAAAUGUUUGCACUCUAUUUGGCUUCCAUUGUCCAAUCUUGCCAUGGAUUUGGAAUAUUUGCGUCCAAUUUUUGGAUAAAUGAAUGGAGCUCUCCUAUUUCUCUACACAGCACAAAUGCUGUCACUUUCACAAAAUGUUGUUUUUUCAAGUUACACCGUUUUACAUUCUGAUUUAUUUAAGUUUAGGUUAUAAGGCACAAAUAAAAGUUUAAAAUAUA